GCUAACUUUUCCAAUUAGUAUGAACCAUAUACUUCAACGUCAGUGGCCCAAACCUGACCGAGUCAAAGUAAACUGUAUUGUUCAUCAAUCACUGUGAACAGAAUUUCGAAGAAAUUCCACAUUCUGUUUACUACUACUAUAUAUAUCAUGGUGUAUGAAGAAAUUACUCAAAAUUCUUUACUACUUUAGAGAUAAAAUUAGUCUUCAAGCAUGGCAGAUUUCUUAGUGAUUUUGAGGUUAUAUGUUGUGCUUCAUGUGCUUCUUCAUGCACAUGCCUGUUGGGAAGAAGAAAAAAUUGCUCUCUUGAAACUCAAAGAUGCAUUCAACUACCCAAAUGGGACUGCUCUUUCGUAUUGGGGCGGCGAAGAAAGAGAUUGUUGUAAGUGGAAAAGGGUUGGUUGCAGUGAAUUGACGAAGCAUGUGAUAAAACUUUCACUCAAUAAUACCCAAGAUGAGUGGGGGGCCAACAACUACGGUUUCUUCCUGGAAUCCUCUUUAUUUCAUCCCUUUGAGGAGCUGCGUGAGUUAAGAUUGGAUGGAAACUACAUUGAAGGCUUUAAUGGAGUGCUGAGAUUAAAACAAUUACAAAUGUUGGAUCUGAGUUUCAACGCGCUCACGAAAAUUCCAUCCGUCUGUGGCAUGGCGUCUUUGAAGUUUUUGAACUUUAGAGGCAACAAUCUGAAAAAUUGGUCCUCAUUCCAAGAGUUGACAACUUUGAGGGGCCUGGAGAUGCUUGACUUGAGUUAUAAUCUGAUUGCUGGUGAGGUACCUCCAUCUCUUGGGGCCAUGACAUCUUUAAAGGGCUUAUCAUUUAGUCACAAUCAAUUAAGUGGCUCUUUCCUGGAGGAAGGUUUAUGUAAUUUGAAAAACCUCCAAGAGUUGGAUAUUAGCCGAAACAGCUUCAACGAAUCUAUUCCUCCAUGUAUCAGCAAUUUAACAUCCCUUCGUCUCCUCAAACUUUCUGAAAAUAACCUUUCGGGAACCAUUCCUUCUGAUCUCCUUAGGCUCAAGUCCCUCGAAUACCUUUCUCUUUUUCUGAACCAUUUUGAAGGGUCCAUCUCAUUGAGUUUAUUUGCUAACAACUCCAAUCUUGAGGUUCUUGAACUUGAUAGCCUUAACAACGAGUUGCAUGUACACACAGAAAAUACACCCUGGAAACCUCUAUUUCAGCUAAAAGUCCUACGACUAUCAAACUGCAAUCUCAAUGAGCAAAGUAGAUCUAUUCCGAGCUUUCUUUUGACCCAGCAUGAUUUAAGAGUUGUUGACCUCAGUUACAAUUCCAUGGUUGGAAAGCUUCCCACUUGGUUACUAAAAAACAACACAAGAUUGAAGUUCCUUAAUCUCGCACAUAACUCAUUCACAGGUCAAUUUGUGUUACCUGUUGAUUCUAAAAAUCUUGAUUUGUCUUGGCUUGAUGUGUCUAAGAAUGAUUUUCAAGGAACGCUUCCAGCAUCCAUUGGCCAUAUUCUCCCAAAUUUGCGGUAUUUGAACAUGUCUAGGAACUCAGUUCAAGGUAACAUUCCUCAUUCAAUCGGCAACAUGAGUAAGUUAAUGUUACUGGAUCUAUCGAACAACAAUUUCACUGGAGAAUUACCUGAACGCUUGGUUAUGGGCUGUAACCGAUUACUUACACUGAAGCUUUCACAUAAUAAUCUGCAAGGCCAGUUAUUUCCCAAAAAAUGGAACCUCACAUCGCUCUUCUUUUUGAAUUUAGAUAGUAAUUUCUUUUCAGGGCAGUUGUUACCUGGACUUCUUACAAGCUCCAACUUGCAAGUGUUAAAUCUAAGCAAUAACUUGAUCUCGGGAAAAUUACCUGAUUGGAUAGGGGAAUUUUCUUUCCUUGUAUUCCUCGGUGCGUCCAGAAACUUUUUCAAAGGUCCUAUACCAGUGGGAUUUUGCAAACUUGUUAAACUGACAGUAUUAGACCUUUCAUGGAAUAGUCUUUCUGAUAAAAUACCUCCUUGUUUCAAUUUAUCAUCACUAAGAUAUUUAAGCCUUCACAAAAAUGAACUGUCAGGACCUUUGCCAGGAGCUCUUUAUAGAUCAUCUUCCCUUGUGACACUGGAUAUUGGGGAUAAUAAACUAUCAGGGGAAAUUCCAAAGUGGAUCAACCUACUCCCAAAUUUGAGGUUUCUUUUAUUAAAUAGAAACAAUUUUGUAGGUUCAAUUCCUUUUCAGCUAUGUCAGCUUCACAACAUCCGCAUACUGGAUCUUUCUUUCAAUAACAUUUCUGGUCUAAUACCUUCAUGUUUGAAUGAUAUACCAUUUGGUCAUCGAAAAGAACAUGAUCAAACAUUUGAAAAUAUGGUAUUUGAGUUGGGCCUUGGUAGACCCUUGAACUACGAAUAUGAAAGCAUACUUCGUAUAGACCAAUCUGGUAUGGAUCUAUUUCACUCAUCACAUGUGGUAGAAAUAGAAUUUAUCUCAAAGAGUAGGCCUCAUUCAUACAAAGGAAGCAUCUUGGAUUUCAUGUCGGGGAUCGAUUUUUCUAGGAAUGGAUUAACAGGUCCAAUUCCUUCUGAACCUGGGUUCCUAAGUGAUAUUCAUACUUUAAAUUUAUCACAUAAUCAACUGAAUGGAUCCAUUCCAAGGACAUUUUCCAACAUGAAGCAAAUAGAAAGCUUGGACUUAUCCAACAACAAGUUGAGUGGUGGAAUUCCCCCGGAUUUGGUUCAGUUAAACUUUCUAUCGGAGUUCUCAGUGGCAAACAACAAUUUAUCAGGACGUGCACCAGAUAGGAAGGCUCAGUUUGCAACAUUUGAUGCUAGCAGCUAUGAAGGCAAUCCUUUUCUUUGUGGAUUACCUCUCCAGGAAAAUUGCCGAAGGUGCACAGGCACAGUUUCAGAUCUGAAUCCAGGAGAUCCAGGAGAAACUGAUGAUCUGUUCGAAGAUUCCUUUUUCGAUACUUUUGUUCCAUCAUGCGUUGUGGCAUUCCUGGGAGUUGCUGCAUUUAUCUACUUCGACUCCACUUGCAGAAUGAUUUUUCAGUUUAUUGAAGAAAAAUUCUUAUCUUCCAGAUAAAUUUGCCUAGUUAUUUAUUGUACAUGAUGAAAUAAGUAACUGAGUGUGUUCAAGAUUGUAGUAAGAAAAACAUACUACCUUUUAAGCGAUACUUUUGAAAUUUCAGCAGUAUCUUCAGGGACCUAUGUGUUUACUUCUAUGGAUGCAUGGGUGAAAAUGUUAUAAAGCUCCUUUUAAAUCUUUCAUAAUAUCUAUAAUUAAAAGGUGAGAAUAUGCAUUGUAGAACAAUGACAAGCAACAAGAGUUGUAAGUAUACUGUUUAAUUUUUAUAUCCUCCUUUUUUAGUUAUGACUGUAAGAAUCUGCAUGAUUUCCCGUUCAAAUUAAUCUGCUAUCAAGCAAGCAACCUGAAUCAAGUUUCAUGGCAUUUAAACGUGCAGAUUUUGCUAUCAUAAACUUGUGUAGUAGUAGGGAUUGAUCCUUUUGUUCAUGAAAUGUUUUCUUUUCCGGACCAAGUUCAGCAGAAAAACAUUUAUUCAGUUGAAGCUAUUAGAUUCUUGUUAUUGGUGUGUCCAAACCAAUCUUAGUGCCUGAAUCUGAAUGUCCUUAAGUAAAGGAGCUGAAGUUAGCUGAAUCUUAGUGAAGACAGUUGACAUUCCCGGGUAAAAAUUAACAAGUAGAGAUAAUCUGGAUAUGACAUGUAUUCUUGAAGGAUCAGAUAAGAGUGUGGGAACAUUUUUGGAGGAUUAAGCAACAUAGCUUCCACCGUAUUGUCCUGUUUCUUCAGUGCCCAUGCAUACGUCGCUGAAGUUCUUACAAUGAUGUUUAUCUAGCACCUUGAGUUGCUUCUGAAAGCUUGCGUGCCCCAUCACGUCUCUUACCAUCCAUACAAUGAGAUAACAACUCAUGCUUGCUUAUCUAUUGUAGCUAUACAUAUAAUUGCUUCAAGGAUUCUCAGAGAAUUUCAUAGGAGCUAAGUAGCUGCUUCUCUAAUGAUGAAGGUUCAAUUUGUUGUAGUACCUGUGGAAUUACUUCUUGUUGUUUGGAUGCUGUAAGAUAUUUCUACUCUUCUAUGUCUUUGCUUUGUUUUUCCUUUUUUUGUUCUAUGUAUUCAUCAAUUUUUCAUCAAAUUUAAUUAGGAUACUUUGUACCUAGGUGCGAAUUAUCUAAUCUUCGAUGUAACUUACCAUUUAGAGCGUGAUAUUGUAUCAUAAACACAUAGCAUUUGAGGCUUCGCAAUGUGAGAUCUAGGCUUUUAUUUCCCCUUUUUA
Molecule: messenger RNA, 4231 nt
Organism: Lycium barbarum (goji berry)
Lineage: Eukaryota; Viridiplantae; Streptophyta; Magnoliopsida; Solanales; Solanaceae
Product: receptor-like protein 15
Exons: 6
Coding region: 211-3021 (936 amino acids)
Molecular function (GO): protein binding
Source: RefSeq, a predicted model, not a curated record